Parascedosporium putredinis is the source of this 1161-nucleotide messenger RNA. The record is from the annotation of a GenBank genome assembly. Lineage: Eukaryota; Fungi; Ascomycota; Sordariomycetes; Microascales; Microascaceae.
AUGCAGUUUCACACGAGUCACGUCGUCUUCUGGCUCGGCGCCGUAUCCGCCGCGGGCAUCUUUUAUACCUUUGCUCUCGUCGUUUACCGCGUCUUUUUCCACCCUCUGGCCAAGUAUCCCGGCCCCUUCCUAGCCAAAAUCACCGACGGCUACCAGCUCUAUCACGCUGGAAAGGAGACCGACAUCUCCAGUUCUGGCGUCUUCACCAAAAAUACGGUCGCCUGCCCCAUCGUCCGCUUCGGCCCCAACGCCGUCUCCUUCAACUCGUCGCCCGCCCUCCGCACAAUCUACUCCUUCCGCUCCAACGUGCGCAAAGCCCACUUUUACGAUGCCUUUGUCCACCCGGCGCCCAACACGCACAACACGCGCGACCGCGAGGUCCACGCCCGCAAGCGCCGCGUCAUGAGCCACGCCUUCUCCGAGUCCGCCGUCAAGGAGAUGGAGCGCUACGUGCUCGCCAACAUUCGCACGUUUUGCGACGCCGUGGGGCUCCGCACCGGCGAGAGCGCCGACGAGAAGAAAGGGUGGGGUCCGGCAAGGAACAUGAGCGACUGGUGCAAUUACUUGGCCAUGGAUAUCCUGGGGGAUCUUUGCUUCGGAAAGGCGUUUCGUAUGUUGGAGACGGAUGAGAAUCGGUAUGCUUUGGAUUUGGUUGCGGCUGCGACGAAGCGACAUUUGAUUUGCGGAACGAUGCCUCUUGUCGGCGAGCUCGGCAUCGACAAGGUUCUCUUCCCCGGCGUGGCGGCCGGUAGGGCUCGGUACAUGGCGUACAGCAAGUCGCAGCUGAUGGAACGAACCAAGCUCGGAGACGACACGGACCGCCGUGAUUUCUUCUACUACCUGCUCAAGGCCCGCGAUCCCCACACCGGCGCCGGCUUCACAACCCCUGAGUUGUGGGCCGAAUCCAACUUGCUCAUCAUUGCCGGAUCCGAUACCACCUCGACGGCCAUGGCCGCCACGCUCUUCUACCUCGUGCGCAGCCCCACGGCCCUCAAGCGCGCCACAGAGGAAGUCCGCUCCAAGUUCACCGACGUCGAGGAGAUUCGCCAAGGCGGCGCCCUCAGCGCCUGCACCUACCUGCGCGCCUGCAUCGACGAGGCCAUGCGCCUGUCCCCUCCGUCGGCGGCCUCCUCCCGCGCGAGGUGCUCGCCGGCGGCAUGA